Trichogramma pretiosum is the source of this 3133-nucleotide messenger RNA. Its product is annotated as solute carrier family 35 member F5. Gene Ontology annotation, biological process: regulation of peptide transport. NCBI's taxonomy places the organism in Eukaryota, Metazoa, Arthropoda, Insecta, Hymenoptera, Trichogrammatidae. The transcript has 8 exons. Bases 146 to 1576 code for a protein of 476 amino acids. The record is from RefSeq and is a predicted model, not a curated record.
AUAUAUACAAAAGUGGAUCAGAUGACCCAGAGAGAGUACAGUGCUUAUGUGGUUGAUAUACACAGCAGCAGCAGAACAGCAGAACUCGCGCUCAGCUUAUUGUCAAGCUAUUGGAAUAUGUUAUCUAUCAGAUGAUUCAUGAAAAAUGGAGAAACCAAAGAUCAGAAGACACUCAGUGUUAGAAGAACUGGAUGAGGAGGAUCCAACUGGUGCCAUGAGGAGAACAGAAAGAUUGUUUACUGGCCUGAUAGUUUUAGGAAUUGUUAAUAUUUUAUGGAAUGCUAGUAUUCGAGUUACCAAGCAUGUUCAGCCGUACGUUCUGGUUGAUAGGCCAUUUUUUGUCCUCUUUUUUAGAGCAGCCUUGUUAAGUUUGUAUUGUCUUGGCUGGUGUAUGUGGUCACCAUGGAGGAGACGUAUUUAUGAAGAAAUAAUACUAGUUUUUAGGUAUGGUAAAAAAAAUGAAAAUACAUUCUAUGUCAAUGGUCUUCCUCGUAUGAGUACCCCUUCAUUUGUACCAAUCAAAUAUGAUGAAACCUCUGAUGCAGAAGUUGUAUUGAAGGAAAAUACAAUUAAGUUUAAGAAUACAGUAGAAGUUCGCCAAAUGUCUGAUGAGGAUGCAGCUGAAGCUCAGUGGUCUAGAUUCAGCUACGAUUUAACACUUGGUUUGGAACUCUUAGAAAAAGAAAAAAAGAAAAAACAGCCCAUUUCAGAACAUAUUAAAAUGGCUAUUAGUUGUGCACUUUUUUGGUCAAUAGCACAAUGCAUGAGUUAUCAAGGCACACAAUUACUACCAACAUCGUCUUUAGCUGUUUCUUCAGCAUCAUGCAGUGCCACAAUUUUUAUUUUAUUAGGAAUGUUCAAUUGCUGUAGAGGACAACGUUUAAAUAUGACAGAGAUGUUUGCAGUAAUAGUUAGCAGUAUAAGCCUUGUAGCUACCCUUAAAAUAGCUGAGCCUCCAGAAAUUUUCAAAAACUUAAAAACAUUUCCAUCUGGCUUAAAUCUGUGUUUCUUAAGUGGAUUAUUUUAUGGAAUUUUUAUAGUUACUGUAAAAACAAAAACUUCUAGAAAAGAAUUUGAUAUACCAAUGUUGUAUUCAAUUAUGGGGCUGUUUCUUUUUUUAAUUGGAUUACCAGGCCUUUAUAUGCUUGACCGAACAGGCAUAGAAUUGUUUGAGUGGCCUAAUAAUUAUCAGUGGAUAUAUUUAAUAGUAAAUGAAAUCAUUAGAACAGUAUUCUGUGAAGUUUUCUGGCUAUGGGCGACAAGCAUGGCAACACCAAUUAUAGCAUUGCUGUCCAUACCUUUAUGUUUAUCAGCAAGUUUUGUACUAGAUAUGCAUAGUGUCAUGGAUCAAAAAAAUGGGAUACUUCGAUGGAUAAUCUCAUUUUUCCCAACUUUUUUUUCUGUGAUAUUUUUAAUAUUUGUAGUAAUUUUUGACAAUUGUGAUCCUAUGUAUGAAAUGGUGAAGUCAAUUGCACAAUCUUGUUCAAGGAAAAAAGUAUUGAUAAAGGUGUUGGAUUCGGAAAAAGAUCAAACUGAACAGCUUAUUUGCACACAACCUCGGACACAUGAAGCUUAACGUGACAAUAAUUUUAGAGCUUUGAGGAAUUUGAACAAUUAUUUUAUAACUAAGAAUUAAAGAGCAUCUGUGAAUCCAUUCCUUAAGAUUGUUUAGAAAAUACCCAGUUUUUUUUUCAAGAUCAUUCUUGAAUGUGGUUGGGGGUUUUUUUUAAUGAAAAUGAAGAUUCUAAUAAUUGUGAAGUCGCUCUGCAUGACAUAAUGGUAAAGUAGAUUCAAAAAACAUUUUUCAAUAUUUCAUAUAACUACUUUUAUGAAUUAAUUUUAUUGACUAAAAAAAUUAUUCGACUAGUUCAGUUUUUUUCUACGUCGAUGUUUAAUAAGAGAAAUGUCUUUUGACAAUCAAAGUUUAUUAACUGAAUAAUGCUACUGUUACAAGUCAUUUAUACUUGAGAAAAAUGUUAUUGAAAUUAAUUAUAAGUUUUGCAAUAAUAUCAUAUUGAUUAGAUAUUUAACAGUUGAUAAGAAUUUCUAAAAAAGAUUUAUUUAAAUUUGACUGAAGUUGAUAAACAUUUUUUUGAAAACUUCUAAUUUAAUAUUUAUGAUUUAAAAAUAAUCUAUUUCUGUCACAUAAAUGGGUUUUUUUUAAAUCAUAAUUUGCAAUGUAUUUGCUUAAUGACAAAAAGAUAGAAUCUUUCAAUUUUUUGAAAUUUGAAGGUAGUGCCAAACCAGGUUAAAACUGAAAGUUUUCAAACACAUUUUUGGAAUUCUGCGGAAUAUUUCUAUAGAAUACUCCACAGUGCUCCAAAAAAAUUGAGACAAAAACCGUAAAAAAAAAAAAUUCCUUACAAAUCUAGGAAAACGGAUUCGAAAAUGUUUACUUUUAUCUUGGCUUCGGUAUUUCCUUGAAUUAAUUAUAAAGAUUUUAACUUUUAUAAUGUUAAUAAGUUUGAGGUCUCUCAAUAAUUACAUAUCAUGGUUUUUAUGAAUUAUAAUUGAGUGAUAAUUAUUUAUGUAUAUUGAUGCAAAGUGCUGUUCUAUUCCCGUUGCAAUAUUGAAAAGGUGCGUAGGACCAAAACAGAUUUAUACAUUCAAAGCAGUUGAAGUAGUAGUAAUACUUUCUUAGCCUAGUCACUAGAUUCUCCAUUUUUAUUUCACUGUAUAAAUAUGAUCUGUAUAUUCGUGAGAAAUUCAUUGUAUUCCAUGGCUGUUUUACAGUUAAAAUAGAAGCGCACAUGUACCUAAGUUUUUUGCAGUUGUGAAGAGAUUUUAUUUCUACUAAGUUUUCUUAAUUGUUUGUCAAUUUUAUACACGUAAUUAAUUGCGAGUUUGUUAGAGAUAAAAUUAAGCUAUAUCAGAAAAUGUGAUAUCGUACGUUUCUGAAUUGUUAUACAGAUUUUUAUCGCCUAUUGUUUAUUCAUAAAUAAUAAACGUUAUAAUUAGCUUGCAGUUCCUACCGAUUUAUGAACAUAAUGGUGCGCAACCUCCAGACCAAGUCUGACAUAUUAAUUGUACCUAUACGUAUAGCGUUGAGUUGUAUGAUAAUUGUAAGAAGUAAGUUUGUAAAUAAUUAGUAUACUAAUAUAAGAACUUUAUAAAAUAUAAAAUAUUUGUAUGA